Ceutorhynchus assimilis (cabbage seed weevil) is the source of this 426-nucleotide messenger RNA. Lineage: Eukaryota; Metazoa; Arthropoda; Insecta; Coleoptera; Curculionidae. The record is from the annotation of a GenBank genome assembly.
GGGAACAGCAAUAAACCUUGAAGAUGCUUUUUCGUUUCGGGACGAAUCUCUUUCUCUCCAAGCAAUAGGGAAAGUGACAAGAGACCAAUAAUUUAUGGGAACUCUGUGGCCCAGCAAUUUAUACAACUCGUAUACAACCAUUUCAUGGUAUCACAUGAAGAUAAAAAUGCCAUACCUGAGACAGCUACGGUUUUAAAACUGAGUGAAACCACUGUCUAUAAAAUUCAAGAAUGGUUCAGUUGAGUCUGAAAUUACCCCUGUCACACGGAACCGUAAGAAGUUGCAGACAACUGAUUCAAGGGGAAGCGUCAAACAGACUAUUCGAUUAGAAAUAUACAAAAUGUAUACCGAGAGUAAUGUUCUACUUUGAACUUAGAAUUUUUCCAUUCCAUGUUGCUUCAUAUUAACAUUACCAGAUAAUUCCAA